UCACAAAUGACAGCAAGGCCGAGAAUAGAGGAUCAGGAGGUGAAGUAUUGGGCCCUAAGUACCCAAGAGAGUAAUUAGAAGAGAUGUCACUGACUGGAGAGCAGGUGCCUGGCUCCUGGUGAGGCCACCAGGCUCCAAGGAUUGUUGGGUGCCCACCCAGGCAUGGACACCAGAGCCUGCACCUGGCUGCUGCUGCUGCUGCUGCUCCUGCCAUCACUCCUGCAGGGACAGAGCCACCAGUCUCUACAGCGAUCCAAGAGAAGAUGGGUUCUCACCACCCUGGAGCUGGAGGAGGAAGACCCAGGGCCCUUUCCCAAACUGGUUGGGGAGCUGUUCAAUAAUAUGUCAAAUAACGUGUCACUGAUGUAUUUAAUCAGAGGACCUGGUGUGGAUGAAUUUCCAGAGAUCGGUUUAUUCUCUAUAGAAGAUCACCGGAGUGGAAAAAUAUAUGUUCACCGCCCCGUCGAUAGAGAAGUGACACCAUCUUUUAUGGUUUACUUUGAUGCUGUGGAUCGAUCCACAGGGAGAGUUGUGGACGAAUCCCUGAUUUUCAACAUUAGAAUCAGAGACGUGAAUGACCACGCACCCUGGUUUGCUGAGAAGGAAUUUAACAUCAGUGUAAAAGAGAGCCAAGCGGCAGGUCAGCCUAUUUUUCAGUUGUUAACAGUUGAUUUGGAUCAAGAAAGCACUCCAAAUUCUCAAGUCCUCUAUUUCCUCAUUUUUCAAACCCCGCUACUGAGAGAAAGCGGUUUUCGGAUUGAUCUCCUCAGUGGGGAAGUGCGACUCUCGGGAUGCUUACAUUAUGAGACUGCUCCUUGGUUCACACUGAUAAUCAGAGCGAGUGAUUGUGGAGAGCCAUCCCUGUCAUCCACGGCCACCAUUCAUGUCAGUGUGGAAGAUGGCAACAACCACAGGCCCACAUUUGUGGAAGACCACUAUGAGAUUCAGAUUUCUGAAGGUCAAGUUGAAUGGGCCGUGCUAUACUUCCCUGUCCAAGACCGAGAUUCGCCAUUUACACCGGCUUGGAGAGCACAAUUCAACAUAUCAUAUGGCAACGAGCAGGGGCACUUUGACGUCGUGACUGACCCCGAGACCAACCAAGGGGUAUUAAAUAUUAUCAAGCCUUUGGAUUACGAGACUCGAGUGGCCCACAGCCUCAUCAUCGUUGUGGAGAAUCAGGAGCAGCUCUUCUCAUGUGAGGAGGGACAGCUGCAGCCGCUGAGGGAGGCAGUGGCCAGCGCCACGGGGAUCCUGCAGGUGGUGGAUGCCAACGACCCGCCAGCCUUUCACCCCAGGACCUUCCUUGUCAGUGAGGAGGAUGGAGCCCAGCCUGGCAUCCAGCUGGGACAUUUCAAUGCUACAGACCCAGACAGGGUCCAUAGCCAGAUAAGAUACGAACUGGUUCACGAUCCGGCAGAUUGGGUGGCCGUGGAUGAGAAAUCAGGAGUGGUCACCACCAAGAGGCAAAUAGACCGGGAGUCCCCUCACGUGAACGGCAGCUUUUAUACAAUCAUUGUCCAUGCGGUUGAUGACGGCUUCCCACCGCUGACUGGCACAGGGACCCUGAUGCUUUUCCUGUCUGACGUCAAUGACAACGCUCCAACUCUCCAGCCCCACUCUCAACACUUGGAGGUCUGUGAGUCCACUGGGAGCAAGCCCAUGCUGCUGGAGGCCACAGAUGCAGACCUGGACCCUUACUCUGCCCCAUUUACUUUUGCUUUGGAUGCUUCCCAUGAAGAUGUGGAAGGUACCUGGAUGCUGAGGACAAAGCAGGGUGAAGGCCACUCUGCUGAACUCAUAAUGCUGAGAAGCCUCCAGCCCGGGGAUUACUCGGUACCAUUAUUCAUAGGGGACAGACAGGGCCUCACCCAGAAGCAGACAGUCCAUGUGAAGAUCUGCUCCUGUCCCCGCGGAUCUGAGUGUGAGGAGCACGCAGACACAGGACUCCUGUGGUGGGCCCUUUCCCCUGUCUGUGCAGCACUGCUGGCUCUGGCAGCCGCCCUGCUUUCCCUGCUACGAUGCUACUGUGCGUUUGGACCCCAGAGGCUCGAAGGCUUCAUCUCACAUGACAGCGGCCACCAGACACUGAUUGUGUACAAUGAGGAAAGCCAAGCCCUUUCAGCCCAGGGUUGUGGCAUGUUCUUUGAUCCAAGAGGCGUGAAAAACCAAUCUUCCACUCCAGUCUGUAUGAAUCGCUUGGUGCCCAGACGGCCCCUGCAACUGAUGGAAGGGAGGGUGAUGGAGACAUGGAGCCAGAAGCUCCAGGAUAUGGAUGCUCUGGAAGGUGACACGAGCUACCUGCCUCAUGUCUACAGAGAAGAGGGAGAGUGUGAAGGAGCCGAAACCCUCAGCUCUCUGAGUGUCUUGGAGUAGGACCUCUCCCCUGGGUUGCUGGACCGCUUGGGUUCAAAAUCUGCUCCAUCUGGAGCAGUGUGCCUCACGUCAAGAGUUCCUUCAUGAAAGCGUGUGAUGUGCAUGAUUUGGGAGAAUGGUCACUAUUCAUGGACCCCUCCUUUUGUUCUUUAUUCUUAAUUAUUUUCUAGUCUAUGUGGUUAGUGUUGCAAACUUGACAAUCACGUGGGAAACACCUGGGAGACGUACCUCUGGCAAGCCGGUGGGGGAUUACCUUGUUUACAUUAAUAGAGAUAGGACGAGCUGUCCACUGUGGGCGGCACCAUCCCCUGGAUGGGAUCCUUGACUGUGCAUCUUUGUUCACCACUCUCUGCUUCCUGAUCUCAGACACACAUGACUGGCUGAUUUAGACUCCUGUCAUCUCCACUUCCCAGCAU
Molecule: messenger RNA, 2789 nt
Organism: Acomys russatus (golden spiny mouse)
Lineage: Eukaryota; Metazoa; Chordata; Mammalia; Rodentia; Muridae
Gene: Cdh26
Product: cadherin 26
Biological process (GO): multicellular organism development; cell morphogenesis; homophilic cell-cell adhesion
Cellular component (GO): catenin complex; plasma membrane; adherens junction
Molecular function (GO): calcium ion binding; cadherin binding
Source: RefSeq, a predicted model, not a curated record